Messenger RNA from Fusarium mangiferae, 2577 nucleotides. RefSeq lists its product as uncharacterized. NCBI's taxonomy places the organism in Eukaryota, Fungi, Ascomycota, Sordariomycetes, Hypocreales, Nectriaceae. Bases 1 to 2577 code for a protein of 858 amino acids. The record is from RefSeq and is a predicted model, not a curated record. The transcript is spliced from 3 exons.
AUGGACCAGCAAGAACAAAGUUGCAAAAGGCAUGACUUUAUGUUGCUACCGGCCAGCGACGCGUUCAUGAGGACCUGUCUCUCUUGCGGAUUAGUCGAGGACGUUGAAUUAUCACAACAAAAGCAACAGGUCGAUCCUUGGGCAGGCUGGCUCAGAGCUGAAAUUCAGCCAUUGUCAUGGCCCCAUUGUGUUCAAUACUCCGAGACUAGCGAAGCGACCCUUGUGAAGGCAGCGACAGGAGAUAAGGAAUUCUACAGCUACCGUCCAAAUGUGCAGACUUCGUUUCAAAGCUCAGCUCAAAGAGAGAGAAACCCUUACGUCUACUCUGAUCUACCCAAGGGCUCCUGGAUUCGACUACUGGAACUAUCCCCCGGCAGCAGGCUCGAUACACUCAGCGGGCGGAUUUUCCAAGUAUCGUGGGAGCAAGAAACGUGUCCUCUAUACUUAGCCCUGUCCUAUACCUGGGCAGAUGAUCGGGGUGAUGCCUCACCUUCAAAUCUGAUAUUCCUUGAUAAAGAGCAGAAGGUUAUGCGCAUUACACGGAACUGUGAUCGGGCCUUACGGAGCCUGCGCCAGGAAUACCACUCAGUUCUACUAUGGGUCGAUUCCAUAUGCAUCAACCAGUUAUCUCCGUCAGAGAGGUCACACCAGGUCGGCUUGAUGAAGACCAUAUACUCCAAAGCUACUGCUGUUCAUGCAUACGUAGGAGAGAUGGAGUGUGGAGACGACUCGACAGGGACGGAAGCCAUGGAUUUGUUACAUGAUAUUCAAGUGAAUGGCAUUUGUGACGUAUUGUCUCGUCGGAAAACCAGCACCAUCUCCAGUCUCAACAAAUUCUUCGGAAGACCCUACUUCGCUCGGUUAUGGGUUGUCCAAGAGCUUCUCCUCGCUCAAUCCAUUACUAUACAUUGCGGAGAGGUCUCACUCCAUGUUACAAACGAGUCCAUGUCGUCCAACACAGAGCAAGCCCCCUUGGACCUGAGAGGUCUUCUUGCUGCAACCAGUAUCUGUCGUGUCACAGACCUACGUGACAAGAUAUUUGGGUUGCUAGGUCUUAUUAGCAACGAUCAGGCUUCAGAGCUCAGUCCUGACUACGAAUUGACGGUCCGUGAGGUUUACACUGGAGUCGCUGCAUAUCUGAUGCAAAAGAGCCAUUGUUGCGAUAUCAUUCAGCACGCCAACCCCUACUGGGCUAGGAACUGGUUUGUUAAAGACCACCAAUAUUGCAACAGUGACUAUGGCAUUCCGUCUUGGGUCCCUUUUUGGGAUACAGAUGUACCGGUUCAUGCUUCUGAAGACAUCUACAGACAAGUCGAACAGAUUGAAUUAGACAGCAAAUGUCUUCUUAAGCGGCAAGCACUUUUUGACCGUUGUACAAUACGGAUCAUAGAUGGCUGGCCUCAUGACGGGAACUCAGUGUGCGACCGAGGAGCAAAAUCUUGUAAGAUGGUAGACGCUAAAUCAGGCUUUCUUGCAACCAGGAUAGAGACAGUUUUACGGCUCGAUUAUUCACUUGAGUCUGUUCUUACUGUUCGCUGGGAGCUUGAUCAAUGGGCAGACGGCGAGUAUUUCACAGGGUUCUGGAAUCUGAAGGAUGGUGUCAAACUUGCCAUUAGGAGUCUUGCAUGGGCAUUGAAGUGUACAGUCUCCAACGCAGAUGUUUAUUUGAUCCGGGUCGAGGGGUGCACUGCUUUGUUCUUGGCGCAGCCGACUUCUGAUAUCCGGAAAUAUCGCCUGAUCGGCUCUUGUGUCGCAGCUAUAGUAUGUCCAACACCUGAGCCCAGCCCCACGGGGAUCCUCAAGUCGGAUGACCUGCAUCGCUACCUAGAGUUCGAACCUCUUACAGUGGAAAUGAUUCAUUUCAUAUCGAAGUGGAGGAAUCAAGUAUUCGAACUCACAAGGUCAGACCCAGAAGACGCAGGCCACGUUGCAUCAAUCCAGGGCCAAAGUUGCAGCUAUGCCCGUGAAGACAAACCCGAGACGAUGCACCCAAGUUGGAGAAGCUGGAUUCCUUUCUUAGCCUUGGGAGCUAGGAAUAUGUUGGAAGGUGACUCAGAGCUACAGAAGCAACUUCCAAAUCUCGUGAACUUCUGGGAUAAGGCUUAUGCCUUACAUACUACAGUUCAAGAAUGGACAAAGAGUGCCUUGCAGGUGUCAGACCACGUUCGCAUUCAGUGGUAUAAAUUUUCUCAGGAUGUGAAGAAUGGUCUAGAAGAUCUUAUGGAGAAGUCGCGUGAGUUGGGAGGAGUGUUUGGGACGAUUACAGGGAGCAGGCCUAUUCUUCAGAGCCUGCACCAUCUUCAGGCCCUACUCGAUCAACUAGCAAACGGCGAGGUGAGAUGGGCUGAAGAUGACCUUUCAAUCUAUCCAGGUGAAUUGGAGAGAUUCUUUAAGGAUUAUGACCGUCUUCUUAUAGCGUUGAAAGAAGAUCAAUUGAUCUUAGAUAAGGCUUUUCCACUGGACCUCAAAGAUGUACACCCUAAGUUUAGCAGUAUUAAGGAAACUAUAAAAUGGAAACCUAUGUUAGAAGGGCUGGUAAGAGAGAAUGCAGAACAUAAGGAGAUACAUUUUAUUUAG